Polyodon spathula (Mississippi paddlefish) is the source of this 2040-nucleotide messenger RNA. RefSeq names its product tumor protein p53-inducible protein 11-like. NCBI's taxonomy places the organism in Eukaryota, Metazoa, Chordata, Actinopteri, Acipenseriformes, Polyodontidae. The record is from RefSeq and is a predicted model, not a curated record. The transcript has 9 exons. Bases 259 to 828 code for a protein of 189 amino acids.
GACGUUGGAUGUGCAAGACUACCUGAAUGCAGGUUUGGAGCAGGGACAUCACAACUGCGACUUGAAUUCAGAGCUCCCCAAAGCAACAGCAAUGUCCAUAAAACAAAACGAAAUUUUGAAGCAAUCCAAGGCGAUGUAAAUACAGGAACCUCAAACCUCACACAUACUGGCCAAGACAGGGGAAAUAGAGGAAAGAAAGCGGGCUACAAUAGUAUAAGCUAAAUCUUUUCAGGAGUUCUCUGCAGUACAGUGUGAACAAUGGCCACCAAAUCGCACCCCCCGUUGAUGAAGAAGCACAGCCAGUCAGACCUAGUCAGCCGGCUGAAGACCAGGAAGAUCCUCGGGGUAGGAGGGGAGGACGACGGUGGAGAAGUGCACAGGUCUAAGAUCAGUCAGGUUCUGGGCAACGAGAUCAAAUUUUCAGGUCGGGAACCUUUGGGCCUCAGGGUUUGGCUGGUUGUUUCCGCGGUGAUGCUCACGACCUUGGCUUUAAUGGCCCUCACAUUCCCUAUCCAGCUGUAUGAUGCCAUCUUUGAUGAGGAGCUCGUUGGCACCAAGAUGUCCAUUAGACUGUAUGGAGGUGCACUUCUCAGCAUUUCCCUAGUCAUGUGGAAUGCACUCUACACAACAGAGAAGGUGAUAAUCCGAUGGACCCUGCUAACAGAAGCAUGCUAUUUCAGUAUACAAUUUUUAGUGACAGCUAUCACCCUGGUUGAGAACGGCACAGUGUCCAACAAGGCUCUUGUCCUGGUCUUCAGCCGAGUUGCUUUCGUCGGUAUCAGCCUCUGUUACUACUACCAGCUGGGGCGCAGGCCCAAGAAGAUCUGAACCCAGGAGAGGGGCUCCGACUCUCCACAGCAAGGGAGGCUGUCCUGACCAGACCCAGAUUUCCAGUUCACCCUCAACAUAGCAAACCUUGUCUAUACAAGCCAGGAAUAGACAGGUACAAUAACAUUAGUACAUAGGCAUUUCCAGCAAUAUUUGGUAACAUUUGUGGAGGUUCGUAUCAAAGCGGUACCGCAUGGUAAGUGAUGUUUGACGGGCAACUUCAAGCAUUUUUAUUCAUUAUUACAGUCAAGGCCUUGCAUUGCUCUAUCAUGACUGCCAAAAUGAGUGCAUAUAAUGGCCUUGAGGUAGCUGGUUCAUCUUAUAAAUAGUUGGCUGGAAGAAGGGAAGGUUUAUUGUGCAGAAACAUGAGGAUUGCCCGCUUUGCCUGACCUCCCCACUUUUGCAAUAAGUGGCAGUUUUAGAAGGGUUGAAAGGUAUCUAAAUGUGGAAUUUUUUUUUUUCAUGAACAUUGAGCAGCCUUUUUAUGCAACUGGGAUUAAAUAAGGAAUAACAUUUAAUAUGUAAUAUUUCAAAAUCCGCCACUUAUUGUAAACGAAAGUUACCAAAUAUAUGUUUGACCAUAAUGGUAGCAGGAUAUAAAUUUGUUUAUGCAGUAAAUACAGUAGAUUUAUUUAAAAAAAGGAUUACCAUAUCCAACGUAUGUAUGUGGAUAAAUACUGCAUUUAAGUCAGUUAUCUGCAAUUUGUAUCUGUGUGAAACAACGUCAGCCGAUGUGGUGCUGCAGUAGUUCAGUGGCCACUUCUGUUCUUUUCAAACAUUAAAAGGUAAAGAUACAGUACUGUUUAAUUCAUUCUUCUUUGUGUAAACUUGUUUAAAAUGACAUGUUCAUUUUCUGUGGCAUAUAUUGUUACAGCACGGCAGAAAAUGAGCUCUGGUUUGGGGCCAGUUUCAGCUCAAAUGACCUUCCAGAACUUUAGUCUAGCCUUCCUCAUUUGUGGAAUAGAAGUUGCAUAUGUUGUGCCUCUGGUAUUGACGCCUACUUGUGGGUUCAGAGAGAUUUAAAUAAAAGGGAUGUCAAUAUCAACAAGAGAGAAGCUAAAGUCAUGUAUAUAUUUGAAAUGUACCAAGACUUUAUCACAGUUUACAUUCUAAAAUGAUGCACCGCGUUGCACACUGUGUAUUUCCAUUUACUGUAAAGCCAUACAUAUUUGCAAGCCUUUUAUUAUGCAUUUUUGACAUAUGGGGGGGGGG